This is a messenger RNA of Meleagris gallopavo (turkey), 4687 nucleotides long. It is a transcript of the gene NLRC3, whose product is annotated as NLR family CARD domain containing 3. Gene Ontology annotation, biological process: regulation of apoptotic process. The record is from RefSeq and is a predicted model, not a curated record. Gene Ontology annotation, molecular function: protein binding. NCBI's taxonomy places the organism in Eukaryota, Metazoa, Chordata, Aves, Galliformes, Phasianidae.
CAGGAUGGAUAAAGGCUGAGUGUGGCAGCAGGAGCCUGGGCUGACGUGCUGCCUGCCGGGCGGUCCAUGGGACGGUGGUGGGUGCAGGCUAAAGUCUGCACUGCUGUGAACACUGUGCUCAUCACCCCAGACCGCCGAUGCCACGGGACGCCUCUGAUGGAAGAGGCUUGGAUCAGUCGCUACCGGAGGCAGCUGAUGAGGUCCGUCUCAUCACAGUUCCUGGAGGAGAUCAUCGGCUACCUGCAGAGGCUGGACCUCCUCACGGUGGAGGAGGCUGGCCGGGCGCAGGAGGCGAGCUCCCUGCCCGAGCAGGUGAGGGCCGUGGUGGACAUCCUGGCUGGCAAGGGCAGCCAUGCCUCCCAGUCCCUGCAGAGCUUCAUCGAGACCACCAAUUCCCAGCUUUACCUCCACAUCACUGUCUAUGAACCGAUGGUGCAGAAACAUCUGGAGAGCCUCCAAAGCUUCUAUGGGAACAGCUUGGAGAUAGGUUCCCUCCAGCGCCUCACAAACCUGCUGCUAGUAGAGGGCUUGACUGACAUCCAGCAGAAGGAACAUGACAUCCUGCAGAUGGAAAUGACCAAAGGCCUACAAAAUGUAUCCAAGAGCAUCCCUUUAGAGAAGCUCUUCUUGCCCCUGUCCAAGGUCAGCAUCCCCCCGCGGAUCUCUGUGACCACGGGGGUGGCUGGGAUCGGCAAAAGCACGCUGGUGAAGCUGUUUGUUGGUCGCUGGACAAAGGGGUUGAUCAACAGGGACAUCAUGUUCGUGCUGCCACUCACCUUCCGGGAGCUCAACACCUAUGAGAAGCUCUCUGCCGAGAGGCUCAUCCGCUCGUCGUUCCCCCACAUCACCGAACCCAACUGCAUCUCCACGGGAGCUGCCAGGACGCUGCUCAUCCUUGAUGGCUUGGAUGAGUUUAAGACCCCUUUGGAUUUUUCCAACACUGUUGCGUGCACCGAUCCCAAAAAGGAGAUUCAAGUGGACAAUCUGAUCACCAACAUCAUACGAGGCAACCUGCUACAGGAGGCUUCUGUCUGGGUCACCUCGCGGCCCACGGCGGCCAGCCAGAUCCCCGGCGGGCUCAUAGACCGCAUGACGGAAAUACGCGGCUUCAGGGCUGCAGAGAUGAAAGACUUUUUGGACCAGAUGUUCCUUGACAACAGAGACUUAUCCAGCCAGGUUCUGCAUCACAUCAAGGCUAACAGAUCUUUGCACAUCAUGUGCACAGUUCCUGGAUUUUGCAGGAUUUACGGCUCUUCAAUUGGUUAUUCUAAAAACAGCACCGGUCAACCCCAAGAACUGACAGUUGCUCCUAAGACCUUGUCAGAAAUCUAUUCCUAUUAUUUUAAAAUGGCUUUGAGCAGUGACUGGCCAGAAAGGCAGAGAGAAACCCUCAGAAUCGAGCAAGCUGUGAACAACAGCAAGAAAGUGAUGGGCAGCUUGGGCAGGCUGGCCUUCUACGGGCUGCUCAAACGGAAGCACGUGUUCUACGAGCAGGACAUGAAGACGUACGGCAUAGACCUCUCCUUGCUGCACAGCAGUUUGUGCAGCAGACUCUUACUCAAAGAGGACAUGCAAUCCUCCACGGCCUAUUAUUUCUCCCACUUAACCAUACAGGAGUUUUUAGCAGCUAUUUAUUACUACACCGCUGCCAAGCGGGCAAUAUUCGAUCUCUUCACGGAGAGCGGGAUGUCCUGGCCCAAGCUGGGCUUCCUCAACCACUUCAAGAGCGCCGUUCAGAGGUCGCUGCAGGCUGAGGACGGGCAGCUCGAUAUCUUCGUGCGGUUCCUCUCCGGGCUGCUCUCCCCACAGGUGAACCAGCUGCUCUCCGGCUGGCUCCUGGUGAAGGAUGAGCACAACAGCUACAGGAACCAAGCCAUCAGCUUCCUGCAGGGCUGCCUCAACACGAACUACGUUAUCUCCUCGCAGACGGUGAACACCGUGCACUGCCUGCAUGAGAUUCAGCACACGGAGAUCGCUAAGGCUGUGGAGGAGGCGAUGAAGAACGAGAGCCUGGCUGGGAUGCUCACGCCAGUGAACUGCUCUGCCCUGGCGUACCUCCUGCAGGUCUCUGAUGUGUGCGUGGAGGAGACCAACCUCUCCAACUGCCUGACUUACAACAUCUGCAAGAGCCUGCUCCCCCAGCUCCUCUUCUGCCACAGCCUCAGGCUGGACAAUAACCAGUUUAAGGACAACGUGAUGGAGCUGCUAGGCAGCGUGCUGAGCGUGAAGGACUGCCAGAUCCAGAGGCUCAGUCUGGCAGAAAAUCAGAUCUGCAAUAAGGGUGCCAAAGCACUGGCCAGGUCGCUGAUGGUGAACAGGAGCUUGACAGCGCUGGACCUGCGAAGCAACUCCAUUGGCCCAUCGGGAGCGAAAGCAUUGGCUGAUGCACUGAAAAAAAACCAAGUCCUGCUCUCUCUGAACCUGCAGCACAAUGUGAUCAAGGAGGAGGGUGCCACGGCCCUGGCUGAGGCCCUGCUGACCAACCACAGGCUGAUAACCCUGCACCUUCAGAAAAACUCCAUUGGUGCCCACGGUGCAAAGAAGUUAGCAGAGGCGCUGGCGCAGAACUGCAGCCUCAAGGAACUGAUGCUCUCCAGCAACUCUGUAGGAGACAGCGGCUCGGUUGCCUUGGCUGAAGCCCUGAAGGUCAAUCACAGUCUGCAAAGCCUCGAUCUGCAGAGCAAUUCCAUCAGUAACACCGGGGUCAGUGCGCUGACAGCGGCUCUCUGCUCCAACAAGGGACUCAUCGACCUCAAUUUGCGGGAGAAUUCCAUCAGCAAGGAGGGCGGCCCCGCCAUCGCCCAUGCCCUGCGCACCAACUGCACUCUCAAGAAGCUGGACUUAGCAGCCAACCUGCUGCAUGAUGAAGGCGGCAAGGCCAUCGCUUUGGCCAUGAAGGAGAACCAGGCACUCACAUCCCUCCACCUGCAGUGGAACUUCAUUCAGACGCAAGCAGCCGUGGCCCUGGCACAAGCUCUGCAGUCCAAUGGCAGCCUGGCCAGCCUCGACUUGCAGGAGAAUGCCAUUGGGGAUGAGGGAAUGGCCGCCCUGGCUGCUGCGCUGAAGGUCAACACCACGCUGGCAGAUCUCCAUCUCCAGGUAGCUUCCAUCAGCGCAGCUGGCGCCCAAGCCCUAGCAGAGGCCUUGAUGGUCAACAACAGCUUGCAGGUCCUGGACUUGAGGGGAAACUCCAUCAGUGUGGCAGGGGCCAAGGCAAUGGCCAACGCGUUGAAGGUGAACCGCAGCCUCCGCUGGCUCAACCUGCAGGAGAACUCCCUGGGCAUGGAUGGGGCCAUCUGCAUCGCCACUGCGCUGAGGGGCAACCACGGCCUCACCUACGUCAACCUGCAGGGGAACCGUAUCGGCCAGUCGGGAGCCAAGAUGAUCUCUGACGCCAUCCGGACCAACUCACCUGACUGCGUGGUGGUGGUGUGAGGGCAUGCAGCAGUGCGAGGAGAUGGCCUGGGGGGGCAGAGGACAUCCCUUUGGCUCACUGCCCACCCAUCGAGGAGAAGCUGGGGCAGGGAGAGCCCAGCAGCUCUCAGCAUGGCCCCACAGAGGCUCAAAGCUGCUACUGGGUCCCAGGGCUCUGAAUCAGCAGCACAGGAGGGUUAGAAGCUGGGGAAUGCACAGCUUGCCUGUUCACUCAGGCACUGGAGGAGUUUCAAGGCUGCAUAAAUGGAUGAAAAGGAAAUGGGAGGGGGCAGAUCCUACAGGGCAGGUCCUUCUCACACACAUGGGUGACUCAACUCCACCCUAGGCCAGCAGCCCUCCCCCGCUGCAGUGCUGUGCCCACAGCCUGUCCUGCACCAGGCACACCCUGACUGCACAGGAGCUCUGCUCCCAACCCACCUGAAGAUGCUGUAGGCAAAUGCUACUGCACCCCAGCCUGGCCCCAGCACACUGCUCCCAGUGCCAGCCCUUCUCUGUCUAGGUCUGCUAGGGAUGCCCGGAACACUGCACGAAACAGCAGCCCCUUCUCAGGCAGCCACACAUAGCCCAGUCCUGUAGGAUGCUGCUGAAAUCCUACUGAGAUGAGAAGUCUGAUGGUCCCUUGUCCCUGCAGAGCAGGGGCUGCUCCCUGUGCAGCUGUGUGGUUUGCCAUGCCCACAACAUCACAUUGGCUUUGGCUGAGUAAACAGUUCCCAAGUGUUCAGUACUGCUGCCCUACAUCACAUCCUUUGGAGGAGACAGGGAUCUGAAGGCGUAGGAGUGCAGUCACUGAGAAAGGCCUUGGGAGGAAGGAAGCAGGAGGAACAGCACUGCAUGAAGAUGGGCCAUCUCCAGCACACGCACCCUGGUGCAGGAGUGCCUCAAGACAAAGUUCUGUCCCUCAAGCUGAGGACCACUGGGUUCCCUGCUCUUGCCAUUGGGUCACCUUUUAAGCAAGUGGCUGCUGAAAGCAGAGGUGCCAGGUGAUGCCUCUGUGUGUGUGGCAGAUGUGGUGGCUCUCAAGAAGGUGCUGGGUUCGCAGCUGGAGCAGCAGCCAUUCUGUGCAACCCCCCCAACCCCACAGCCAGCAGCCCCUCUCCCUUCACCUCCCAGAGCCGCACUUGAACACAUUCCUGUGGAGUCAGGGCAGUGAGCAGCUGCUCAAAACCGCUGUGGGCUGACCCUGGGGGAAUAUUGAGGUGAGCUGUGCCGUAUGUACAUGCUUGGAAAUAAAUGAGAUCCUAGCUGCCUUCCU